Glycine soja is the source of this 1023-nucleotide messenger RNA. Its product is annotated as ruBisCO-associated protein-like. The transcript has a single exon. Bases 43 to 834 code for a protein of 263 amino acids. The record is from RefSeq and is a predicted model, not a curated record. NCBI's taxonomy places the organism in Eukaryota, Viridiplantae, Streptophyta, Magnoliopsida, Fabales, Fabaceae. Gene Ontology annotation, biological process: carbohydrate metabolic process.
GGUGGAUGGGGAAAGAGUGAAAUUGGAAAUUGCAUUUGAAUAAUGAUGUCCAUAUUCCGGCAAUACACCUUGGACGACUCAUUCUCGCAAGUGUUGGUGUCCCCGAAAUUCCUGAAGGAGUACCAAAUAGCCCUGACCUUCGCAAGCGACUACGACGACGACGGCGUCCCCACCAACGGGGUUUUCCGGCCAACCUGGGACCUAACCAAGGUGACCCCGGAAUCAAUCACGCGAUUCAAGGAUAAGAACCCCGACGUGGACAUCAAAGUCUUCAUCAGCAUCGGCAACCGCGGCACCCAGCACCCCUUCAAACCCCUCAACAACCAAACCUGGAUCCAGAACGCCACCAUGUCCCUCACCAGCCUCAUCAACAACCUCCACGUCGUCCACGGCAUCGACGUCCUCUACGACCACAUCGAUGCCUCCCCCGCUGACUUUACCGAGUGCGUUGGCCAGCUCAUUAGGAACCUCAAGGAAAACGGCGUCGUCUCCCAGGCUUCCAUUUCUCCCUCGUCUUAUCCCAACCAAGAAUACUAUCCGUUACUCUACAGCUCUGUGCCCUUCUUCGUUGACUGGGUCGAUUACCAGUUCCAAAGCGAGGAUCAACCCGUCUUGGAACCCACCACCUUGGUGAAGCGCUACAAUGAAUUAACCAAGGUUUAUCCCAAAACAAAACUCUUUGCUGGCUACAGUGCUGAGAAUGAGGACUGGGCCACAGUUUCCCCGUUCGUGUUCUUUUUGGGUGCCAUGGACCUUCUCAAGAAGAGAAGUGCUCCUGGUGUUUCCAUUCAUUACCAUAAUUACUAUGCAUCAGAAGCUCCCAAUAAGGACUGAAUAUGCCUCGCCAUCCACCCAUGCCUCUCUGCUACUAUCAUAUUACCUUAUUAUUUACAGUCAUGCUACCUUAAUUACUCGUGUAAGACCCAUCUAGGGUUAUCAAAUCAGUUCCAUAUAUAUAUAUAUAUAUAUAUAUAUACCUAUAUCUCAUAAAAUAUAAUGAAUAAGUUCUUAGUUGUUAUCUCA